UCCCCGCCAACCCAUCAUCGAACAAGGUAAGAAUCACAUAUUUCCACUACUUUACAAAAACGAACCAUCCAAAAGUUACUAGCUUCUUGGUUGUCCUUGUGGAGCCCGUGGUUGACCGGUGUCAGUUGUAUUGGUGUCUUCUGAAGUGAAGUGGACCUAGUGCAGAGCCAGGAGUGACCUCUGGAUGAUGAUCUGGUGAGGCUUCACUAUGGACCUGUACACUGCAGCUCUGUGCUUCGGGGCCAUCCUCUGCACUGUGAGCGCUUCAGAUGUAGAGGGUUACAGCAAAACUGAAGGUGCUUGGAUCCUGUCACUGCAUAAAAGACUGUACUCUGUAAACACAGUGGCCGAAUGUGCCGCUAAAUGUGAUGCUGAGACUUCCUUCACAUGCAAAUCUUUUAUAUACGUGGAGAAGGACCAGGAGUGUUGGACCGCUGCGGCCAACUCCAAAACAGAAAUGGUCCUGAGAAGAAGCAGUACUGCAUAUUUUGAGAAAAAGGAAUACCUUCUUGAGUGUGUAAAUGGAAUAGGGACAGACUACAGAGGGACCAAGGCCACUACAAAAUCAGGAAAGAUCUGCCAGCGAUGGGAGGCCAAGACGCCUCACGUUCCAAAUAUCACACCCCAGAGCCACCCUCGGGCCGACCUGAUCUCAAACCACUGCAGGAACCCAGACGCAGACAGCGGGGGGCCCUGGUGCUACACCACAGACCUCGCCACACGAUGGGAGCACUGCAAUGUGCCCUACUGCACAGAGGAGUGCAUCCACUGCAGUGGUGAGAACUACAGAGGGAAGGUCUCCACCACAGAGAACGGCUUCAGCUGUCAGCGCUGGGACACCCAGAAACCACACAACCAUGGCUACAUCCCCAGCGCUCUCCCAGAUAAGUAUCUAGAGGAGAACUACUGCAGGAACCCAGACGGAGACCCUCGACCCUGGUGCUUCACCACUAGCUCCACCAAACGCUGGGACUUCUGCUCCAUCCCACGCUGUGCCUCGGAGCCCCCAACCAUCGUACCGGAGCUCACAUGUGCUUCAGGUGAGGGCAUUGCCUACAGAGGAACCGUCGCAGUCACAGAGUCUGGAAAAACCUGCCAGAGUUGGUCCUCCCAAACGCCACACAAGCACAACCGUACCCCUGACAACUAUCCCUGCAAAGGCCUUGACAACAACUAUUGUCGUAACCCAGACAACGAGAGACAGCCCUGGUGCUACACCACUGACCCCGAAACUCGCUGGGAGUACUGCAGUGUGCCCAAGUGCAGUAAUGCCUCUGGGCCCUCAGAUGAGGCGGUGAUCCCCCCUGACGAGGAGGACUGUUAUGAGGGUGAUGGCAGCUCGUAUCGAGGUGUCACCUCCGAGACCAUCAGUGGAAAGAAGUGUCAGGCCUGGAGCUCCAUGAGUCCACACGUCCACCAAAAGACCCCUCAGACAUUCCCCAACGCGGAUUUGAAAAGGAACCUGUGCAGGAACCCAGAUGGAGACCGGGCUCCCUGGUGUUACACCAUGGACCCUAGUGUCCGCUGGGAGUAUUGCAACUUGGACAAAUGCUCCAGCAACAGUUCGCCCAAACCGCCCAAACCACCCAGACCCUCUGUGACCCCACAGACACCUAUGGGCCCCGAAAAAGGUACAAGUCUCAAAACUCUCCUCACAUUCAUGAUCCUGUACUAGACUAGUCAUUCUGUCCCUGUGCGUCUCUUAGACUGUAAGAUUGGAAAUGGAGGCACAUAUCGGGGUCCCACAUCGAUGACUGCGGCUGGAGUGACCUGUCAGGCCUGGAGCGCUCAGAGCCCUCAUCAACACAACAGCUUCACCCCAGAGACACACCCCACCAAAGGGCUGGAUGGCAACAGUUGCAGAAACCCUGACAAUGAUGUGAAUGGUCCCUGGUGCUACACAACAGACCGCACAAAAAAAUGGGACUACUGCGAGAUCCCAGACUGUGCUGGUAUGAACUGUGGGACCCCAGUGGUCAAACCCAAGCGGUGUUUUGGCCGUAUUGUGGGCGGCUGUGCCUCUAAACCUCACUCCUGGCCCUGGCAGAUCAGCCUCCGCACCAGGUUUGGGGUCCAUUUCUGUGGCGGGACUCUGAUUCAUCCUCAGUGGGUGCUAACCGCUACUCACUGCCUGGAGAGAUCAAAGCGUCCUUCAGAAUAUAAGGUGCUGUUGGGAAUCCACACGGAGAGAGCUGCAGAGCCAUACAAACAGGAGCGCAGGGUGGAGAAGUUGGUCCUGGAGCCUGGAGGUGCGGACAUCGCCCUGCUCAAACUGGAGAGUCCUGUAAUAAUAAAUGACAAAGUCAUUCCUGCCUGCCUGCCUGAAAAGGACUACAUUGUCCCAAGUCGAACAGAGUGUUAUGUAACUGGAUGGGGUGAGACUCAAGGCACUGGAAGUGAGGGUGUACUAAAGGAGGCUGGCUUCCCUGUGAUUGAGAAUAAGAUCUGUAAUCGUCCAUCGUACCUGAACGGGCGCGUCAAAGACCAUGAGAUGUGUGCAGGAAAUAUAGAGGGAGGCACAGACAGCUGCCAGGGAGACAGUGGAGGUCCGCUGGUCUGUUACGCUCAGAACAAGUAUGUGGUGCAGGGUGUGACCUCGUGGGGCCUGGGCUGUGCCAACCCAAUGAAACCUGGAGUCUACGCGCGAGUGUCCAAGUUUGUAGACUGGAUAGAUAGAACCAUCAGGACUAAUUAAAACAGCUGGCACGUUACUUUUAGAAUAAAUGUCAUCUUAACACAGA
Messenger RNA from Periophthalmus magnuspinnatus, 2741 nucleotides. It is a transcript of the gene plg, whose product is annotated as plasminogen. Gene Ontology annotation, cellular component: extrinsic component of plasma membrane. The record is from RefSeq and is a predicted model, not a curated record. Gene Ontology annotation, molecular function: serine-type endopeptidase activity; signaling receptor binding. Lineage: Eukaryota; Metazoa; Chordata; Actinopteri; Gobiiformes; Gobiidae. Gene Ontology annotation, biological process: proteolysis. The transcript is spliced from 19 exons.